This is a messenger RNA of Acipenser ruthenus (sterlet), 4822 nucleotides long. Its product is annotated as FERM, ARHGEF and pleckstrin domain-containing protein 1-like. The transcript has 27 exons. NCBI's taxonomy places the organism in Eukaryota, Metazoa, Chordata, Actinopteri, Acipenseriformes, Acipenseridae. Gene Ontology annotation, molecular function: guanyl-nucleotide exchange factor activity; cytoskeletal protein binding. Gene Ontology annotation, cellular component: cytoskeleton. The coding region runs from base 317 to 3445 and encodes 1042 amino acids. The record is from RefSeq and is a predicted model, not a curated record.
UUCAUUGAAUGUACUUAGCGCUCAUGUGCAGAACCAAUUGCAAUAGCUGGAGGCAGUGUGUGCUCGUUUAUUGCUCGAGUUGCAAACUAGAUGUGAAUCUGUGUUGUGUUAGUUUCAAUGUAAUCCUUUUCUCAAAAGCAGUCAGUCCGACAUGGCGACCCUGAAGCAGCCCAAUUUUGGUUGAGCCAACAUCUGAACUGUUUUAUGCACUGUCCAACUACCGAUAACAGCGAUUGCUAGAAAAUAUUCUCAAAAUACCUCUGGAAUAUAAUUACGUCGGGAAAAUUUCACAGAGACAGAGGCUGGUUCUGUAAGCAUGGGUGAACCGGAGCAGAGACUCACUACUGGCUCCCGGCUAGGAGCACAGGAAAGCACGGGGAUCAGUACUUUGGAACCUGGUCAGAGGCCUCUCGUAAUGCCCCCGGGCAGACCGAUCCCCAUCAAGGUCCACAUGCUGGAUGAUACAGAGGAAGUGUUCGAUGUAUCCCAAAGGGCCCCAGGGAAGAUCCUCUUUGAUCUGGUCUGUACACAUCUGAAUCUCAUCGAGGGGGAUUACUUUGGACUAGAAUACCAGGACCACCGCAAAAUGACAGUGUGGCUGGACCUCCUGAAACCCAUUAUGAAACAAUUAAGAAGACCCAAGCAGACGGUGUUGAGAUUUGUGGUGAAGUUCUUUCCUCCCGAUCACACACAGCUGCUGGACGAGUUAACAAGGUACCUCUUUGCCUUGCAGGUAAAGCAGGAUCUUGCAUCCAGCCGACUCACUUGUAACGACAGCAGUGCCGCACUCCUCAUCUCCCAUAUUGUUCAAUCCGAGAUUGGAGAUUUUGACGAAGCCCAAAGCCGACGGCACCUCCGGGAAAACAAGUACAUUCCUCACCAGGAAGCACUGGAGGACAAGAUUGCUGAGUUCCAUGGCAAACACGUGGGUCAGACGCCGGCCGAGUCAGACUAUCAGCUCUUGGAGGUGGCCCGGAGGCUGGAGAUGUAUGGGGUCCGGCUCCAUCCUGCCAAGGACAGGGAAGGCACGAAGAUCAACCUGGCUGUGGCACACACCGGGAUCCUAGUGCUCCAGGGCCACACCAAAAUAAACGCUUUUAACUGGUCAAAAGUACGGAAGCUGAGCUUCAAGAGAAAGCGCUUUCUCAUCAAACUGCGUCCAGACAUGAAUCAGAGCUCUUUCCAGGACACUCUGGAGUUUCUGAUGGCCAGCCGCAACUGCUGCAAGGUACUCUGGAAAAUCUGUGUGGAGUACCAUGCUUUCUUCAGACUCUUUGAGGAGCCGAAACCAAAACCCAAGCCAGUCCUCUUCACCAGGGGCUCCUCUUUUAGAUUUAGUGGCCGGACUCAAAAACAGGUGCUUGAUUACGUCAGAGACUCGGAGUUCAAGAAAAUCCCCUUUGAAAGGAAACACAGCAAGAUCCGGUCUAACGCGAGCCUGUCUCCAAAGCCUACAGAGCGCCCAUCAGAAGUGCCAAAGCAAAGCGCGAGCUACACCUUCGGUGACCAGCCUGAUUCCUCGACCAAGCCGUCGCGGCAGGUGAAUGAGGCGCCAAUGGUGGCUGUGUGUUUGGAAGACACGGCCAGGCAGCAGUGCCGGAGCCCCUCAUUGAAGAAGAGCCCCCAGGAGGACAGGAAGCAGGAGCGUGCAGAGGAGGAUGUGGAUGGAGGCAUCCGGGGAAAAGCGCAGAGCAAGCAGCAAACGGAGCACCCAAUCACAGGCUCCGUGGCCAAUAGCCCGCGUUUAUCAGAGACGUCCGUCAAUUCACACGGAGGUUUGACAGCCCAGAGGUCUGUGCUGUCGCCCUGCUUGAGCCCUGACGGCAGACAGCCCUCUCCCCUCACCAGCCCCCUGCUGAACGAUGCUGGCUGUGUCCGGACUGACGAUGAGGACGAGGGCAGGAGGAAGAGAUUCCCCACAGAUAAAGCCUAUUUUAUUGCGAAGGAAGUAUUGACUACAGAGCGAACAUACUUAAAGGACCUUGAGGUCAUCACAGUGUCCUUCAAGAAUGCUGUGAGCAAGGAUGAAGUGAUGCCUGACUCGCUCAGAAACAUCAUCUUCUCUAACUUCGAUCCCCUCUAUACUUUUCACUCUGGUUUCCUAAAAGAAAUUGAACAAAGGCUUGCACUCUGGGAAGGCCGUUCCAACGCUCACAUUAAAGGAGAUUAUCAGAGGAUUGGGGAUGUUAUGCUGAAGAACAUACAGGGUAUGAAGCAGCUUACAGCACUCCUGCAGAGACACUCCGAGGUGCUGGUGCAGCUGGAGCAGACAGCGAGGUCCUCGCGGAAGCAGGAGGUUCUGUGCAAGGAGUUCGAGCUGCAGAAGGUCUGCUACCUCCCCCUCAACAUCUUCUUCCUCAGGCCACUCCACCGCCUCAUGCACUACAAGCAGAUCCUAGAGCGGCUCUGCAAGCACUACCCUCCCCACCACGCAGACUUCAGGGACUCCAGAGCUGCUCUGGCUGAUAUCUCAGAGAUGGCAGCUCAGCUCCACGGCACCAUGAUAAAGAUGGAGAAUUUCCAGAAGCUGCUGGAACUGAAGAAGGACUUGAUCGGCAUUGAUAACCUAGUCAUUCCAGGGCGGGAAUUCAUCAGACUGGGCUGUCUUAGCAAGCUCUCUGGAAAAGGCCUGCAGCAGCGAAUGUUUUUCUUGUUCAAUGAUGUUUUGUUGUACACAAGCAGAGGAAUGACCGUGUCCAAUCAGUUUAAGGUCCAUGGGCAACUCCAACUCUAUGGUAUGACGGUCACAGAAAGUGAAGACGAGUGGGGAGUGCCUCACAGUUUCACUCUUUUUGGGCCACGUCAGACCGUGGUGGUAGCAGCAAGCACGGCUGCAGAAAUGGAUAAAUGGAUAGAAGAUAUUAAGAUGGCCAUUGACCUUGCUGAGAAAUCCAAUGGACCGGCCCCUGAAUUGCUGGCCAGCAGCCCUCCAGAAAGCAAAUCUCCAGAGGACUCGACUGUAGACCAGGAAUCUGAGGAUGAUCUCAGUUCUUCUCGAACCUCCCUUGAGAGACAGUCCCCUCAUCGUGGUAACACCACGGUGCAUGUCUGCUGGCACAGAAACACCAGCGUUUCAAUGAUCGACUUUAGCAUUGCCGUGGAGAAUCAGCUGUCAGGUAACUUGCUGAGAAAGUUCAAAAACAGCAAUGGCUGGCAAAAGCUGUGGGUGGUCUUCACAAACUUCAGCCUGUUUUUCUACAAAUCACAUCAGGAUGAUUUUCCCCUGGCCAGCCUGCCAUUGCUGGGAUACUCUGUUACCAUUCCUUCCGAGUCAGAAAACAUUCACAAAGAUUAUGUCUUCAAACUGCAUUUCAAGUCCCAUGUGUACUACUUCAGAUCAGAGAGUGAAUACACUUUCGAAAGGUGGAUGGAAGUUAUCCGAAGUGCCACAAGUUCGGCCUGUCGCACCCGGAUUUUAAGCCACAAAGAUUCUCAUCCGUACUGAUCUGUGGAUAUUCCUCACAGGACUGCAAAUCCAGAGGUCUAGAAAGCUGCAAUACCAUCUGGCUCCUCUCUUCUUCAGUUUCAGUUACAGUCGCUCACAUCUCUUAAUCUAUUGCUGAAGUGCAAGCUCUUAGAAAGAGCUACCAGAAAGCAAGGCAAAAUGAUUUCACUCGGUUUUAUUAUUCCUAUUGUAUUUCGAAGAGCACUGUUUAUACACACACACAGAGUGUAACAGCACAAUCUUUAUACUUUACAUUAUACUACAAGGGUACCUGUGAGCUUUAAAAAAAAAAAUGAACCAAAGCUUGCAAACUGACAAUGCUAGGGUUUUGAACCAAUUUCUACAAAUUCUCAGAUGUGUGUGAAAUAUUUGAUGACAGUAUGGUUGUGUUGCUGUUUGUGCUUGGAAAUAUACUGACCUAUUGAAAGGUUCAUAUUUGAAGAAAACAAAGACUACAUUGCAAUUAGAUUUUAAUUUAGUGAAGAAGCCAUGUCGCAUAACACUACCAGUUUCUUUUGUACUCUACAUAGCUUUGUUUGUAAAUAUAUAUAUAAAAAAAGGCUGACAAAGAUUUUCAGGUUUCACAUUGAGUGCCAAACUUUUUAUACACAGCACCGCCAACGAAUGAUCUGUCAGCCUUUUCUGAACAAGAACAUGACUGAUUUUAAUACAAUCUUGCGUCAGUGAUACACAUUUUAAAAUGUGUUAUUAGGAAAAAAAGAAUCUAAAGAAAUAGGCACCUGAAUUUUUAAAUGUGUGGCGUGUGUUUUGUUUUUUUUGGUCAUACUCACCAUUCCCAAAAUAGUGAAUAUAUAUAUAUAUAUAUAUAUAUAUAUAUAUAUAUAUAUAUAUAUAUAUAUAUAUAUAUAUAUAUAUAUAUAUAUAUAUAUAUAUGGAUUUAUAUUUGACAUGCUAGGGGUCAAUCUACAUUACAAUAAUCUCUACUAGCAUUUGCUGCUUUUACCAACUGUAAAGAAUACCCAUGUGAAGCUUAUUAUUCAGAGGGAAGUUCCCAAAUGCAUUCCUUUUUUUUUUUUUAAAGCAGUUCAUAUCCUGCAUUUAAAGUCAGUAAAUGACAUUGCACAAAAGCAUGGUAAGUGUACAAAGCCACUGCCCCCCAUAAAUACACCACUGGUGCCCAACAAGCCAAGUUCUACACGUUUAAAAAGCAUGUGCCUAUUUAAAUAAAUCAAUACAAUACAUAAAUAAGCAUACAUAUCUAUUGAGGUAAAGACACGUCUUUUAACAGUCAAACGGGUUGUAAUCACCUGCUACUGUACAUUAAACAUUUACUAUAGAUGGGAAUCGCAAUCUCCUGUAAGGUAGUAGAGUAAUCUACAGGGAGAAAAAAAGAGCAAUAAAAAUCACGUUUUACCA